Molecule: messenger RNA, 450 nt
Organism: Dictyostelium discoideum AX4
Lineage: Eukaryota; Evosea; Eumycetozoa; Dictyosteliales; Dictyosteliaceae
Exons: 1
Coding region: 1-450 (149 amino acids)
Source: RefSeq, a predicted model, not a curated record
AUGAGUUGGGAAUUAAUUAUUGGAUCAAUUCCUAAAUCAGUGACGUGUGUAGCUUUAAAAGGUGGAUUCAGUCAAAAAUUAACACCAGGUCUAAUUCCAGAAACUGUAUUAGACUUUAAAAUUGGUGAUACCAAUCAAGUUUUAAUGGUUGGAUCAAUUCCAAAUAGUGUAAAGAGACUCUAUCUAUUCCGUAAAUUCAACCGAAAAUUAAGACCUGGUAUAAUUCCAAAAGGUGUUACAGAGUUGUAUUUAGGUAAUAAGAAUGAUGUAUUAAAGGUUGGUUCAAUUCCAAAUACUGUAAAUACUAUCUAUUUAAAGGGGAAUUUCAAUCAAAAGUUAAUACCUGGCAUAUUACCAAACGAUGGUUUCAAAGAACUACAUAUUGGUCCCAUAGAAUUAAAAGUAUUAGAGAUUGGUUCAAUUCCUAAAACUGUAAAGAGUGUAUUUUAA